AUGAAGUUCACCUCCACGAUUCUGGCCACUGCUGUUCUGGCUGGCACAUCUCUUGCAGCUCCCAGAGCUGGCCUGGAGGACCGUCUGCGAGCCCGUGGUGUCCUUCCGCGCCAGUCGAGCCCCUCGGACAAGAAUAGCAUCUUGCUCAAGGAAGGCUCUGCCGGAGCCGACGUUGAAUACAGCAAGAACUGGGCUGGAGUUGUGCGCGAGCAGCCGCCUGCUAGUGCUACCUACACUGCUGUCUCGGCCACCUUCACCGUCCCCGAGCCUACCGCUACUGACGACUCCGGUGAUAUGCAGGCUGUGUCUGCCUGGGUUGGUAUCGAUGGUGAUACCUACACUCAGGCAAUUCUGCAAACUGGUAUCGAUGCCUAUAUUCAGGAUGGCCAGAAGACGUACGAUGCCUGGUAUGAGUGGUACCCCAAGAACGCCGAGAACUUCGACAUCACUUUGACGGCUGGCGAUGUUAUCGUAGCCAAGGUUGAAUCGUCCUCGCCGAGUCAAGGUGUUGCUAUCAUUGAGAAUAAGUCCACUGGUCAGAAGGUGACCAAGUCUCUGAGUGCGCCCUCUACCACGGCCACUCUCGGUGGCCAGAAUGCCGAAUGGAUCGUUGAGGAUUUUAAUUCUGGUGACACUAUGGUCCCCCUCGCCAACUUUGGCAAGGUUGACUUCACAGGUGCCCAAGCUAAGGCCAAGGGGGCCAGCUAUGGUGUCCAAAAUGCCGCGAUUCUGGAUAUUCAGCAAGAUGGCGAUGUUAAGGCUCAUGUCAAGGUCCUCAGUGAUACUGAGUUCACCGUUAGCUAUCAAUGA
Penicillium nucicola is the source of this 810-nucleotide messenger RNA. Its product is annotated as A4/G1 family peptidase. The record is from RefSeq and is a predicted model, not a curated record. Gene Ontology annotation, molecular function: glutamic-type endopeptidase activity. NCBI's taxonomy places the organism in Eukaryota, Fungi, Ascomycota, Eurotiomycetes, Eurotiales, Aspergillaceae. Gene Ontology annotation, biological process: proteolysis. The coding region runs from base 1 to 810 and encodes 269 amino acids. The transcript has a single exon.